UACGAUGGCUGUCGCUCCGUAUCCCAUUCAAUGCUACCGGCAUUCACAAUGGAUCGCUGUCCAGUCUGAUGAACUUCUCCCGGAGAUAUUGUUUCCGUUGGUUAGUGUCAUUUUAGUUCCUGCCGAUACUCUUCUUAUCCAAGGCGCAUACGUCGUCAACGAAGCUAUGCUGUCAGGAGAAUCUAUGCCGCGGCUGCUCAAGGAAUCCAUCCAGCUUCUCAAUAGCAGGGACACACUUGAUGUCAACGGUGUGCACAAUAACACGGUCCUGUUCAGUGGAACAAAGGUGCUCCAAGAAAAUUCAACAGGUCAAGGAAAAGUCACCGCAGCGACUCCGGACGAUGGAUGUCCAGGGCUUGUUUCGAGAACUGAUUUUGGUCACUUUUUACUGCCUGGCGAGAUUUUUGCCAAUGUUCUCGCAUACUACCUGCGAGUAUCCAUGGGUCGACCCUUUCAGGAGAAGUUUGCUGAUGUCAAGUGGGAGAUCGACGAGGAACAUCUGAAUGCUUGGCAAGGGGGAAAAACUGGCGUUCCCAACGUUGAUGCCACGAUAAGGCAGAUAGACAUCAAGGACUCAUAUUCGAUCUUAUGUUGGAUUGGCGGCUGGGAGAGAUAUUUCAUGGAAAAGCUCACAGAUGGUGAUCUUGCAUGCAACAACGGCGGUUGGCAAUGGAGUAGACCCGGUGUCUUACUUCAAAUCGUCGAUCGCGAUGCGCUGAUUCUGGAUUUGCGACAGAACCCGGCACAUGAAGCAGAUGAAACUAAGAUCAUUCCGGUGGAUCCGUCUCAGCCUUUGGACCAAAGCCUUUUCGACGAGUACGAUAUCUGUAUUACCGGUGCCGCCAUGAAGCAGUUCGAAUCUCGUCCUUCAUGGAAUGAUUGGGUACAGAACACCUGGGUUUAUACUCGUACGAUUGUUUAUGACUUGUGCUAUACUGAACGAGCUAAAGUAUCGACAGUGGUCCUUCUCAAGUCUGGCCCAUCUACAGGCAAGAUCGCUGUCAUUGCUGAGAUCAUAAACCACAACCGGGCAAUCAUUGACGGCCCAACCACCGGCAUACCACGCCAAUCCUUCCCCUACCGCCACCUCACCCUCACCCCUAUUUCUUUAACAAAACUUCCUCGCGGCGCAGGAUCCAGAAGCAAGCGGAAAAGGAGGUUUACCCCUAUAUCCUCUAUCAACACCCUCAAAGAUGAGAAGCGAGCAAUUGAAGAGAGGCGGAGAGAGGAAGAACCAGAUCCUGCGAUUUCUGCCGCCUUUAAGGUGAUAAAAUCUACUUGUGGGUUCCGAGAGUACAUCAAGCUAGUCUCAGAUGGCAGCGUGCAUCCGGCACAAACCCUCGGUCUGUCGAUCUGUCUGUGGGGUCUUCGAAAACUCACCCUUCGAGAAUGUGAUUUGGACGACUAUAAAUUGAAACUUAUGUUUCACGCACUGCUUGUACCUGACACCCUCGUUUUCCUGUCGUCGAACCGUCGCCUAAAAACACCCGCGUUUAAAGUGCUUGGUUCUUAUGCCUCAAAAGCAAAAAGUCUACAAUUCCUCGACCUCUCACAAACAAAUCUGGACAAGAAGACAGUCGACUAUAUCGUAGUCUCAUUGACAACAGCACCUGAGCCUGGUUUAAUCUCUCUCCGUCUAGACGACUGUUCUCUCAGGGUGCUAGCGCUGGACGUACUUGCCCGAGUUAUUCGUCAUUCAUCUCUUCGCAACGUUUCUUUGCGCCAGAAUCGCAUCAAUGCAACAGGAAUUGUCGCACUUGCUCUCAUGAUCCGAGACUACCCAGACGUGGUCCCUACUACUUCCCAACUCGUCUACCUUUCCUUCGCAAGGAAGCAUUAUUUUUUCGCCACCUUCCUCCCCGAUCCCCCCUUCUGGCCUGUACUGCCUCCACACCAUCCAUCGUCCAUGCCUCCUCAAACAACUUACACACCAUAUGUACCUCGUGCUCGCCGAGGUGUUGCAGCAGCACAACCUCUCCCACUCUCGGCUUCUGGUCAUCCCGUCCCCAUCAUCACAUCAUCUCCACAGGGUGGUGUCACCACCCGCCAUCUUGCACCAAAUACCGGGCCUCAAUGGUCGGAAGGCGGACUCCAUCCCAAUGGUACGGCCCACAGGCACGAUGACGGUCCAAGUGCUGCACUCCUGGACAAGGUGCGCGCUCUGGCACUGCCAAGGCUUGGAGCUCUCCACACAUUAGAUUUACGAGGCAACGACCUUCGCAAUGGGGUUACUUAUCUGGCACAAGUACUCAAACGAAACAGGACCCUUAAGGUCCUGAACUUGAGCGAGAACAAGCUGGAUGUUCAGUGCUUAGUGGCAAUUGCCGACUCGGAGGCGCUGAAAUACAAUCAUUGCUUAGAGACGUUGGAUCUCAGUCGGAAUCUCUGCUCUGGCCCUGGUCUCGAAGGCAUCCAAUCACUCCGGCGAACGGCCUUCACAUUGAAUAACGCUCUUAAACGCCUAUUGAUAUCCUCCACCAAUCUGACAUCACCAGGCGCCAUCGCACUCGCGGAAUUUCUCCCUGAAUCAAACUCGUUGCUCCACCUUGAUCUCACGGACAAUGACUUGGACAUAGCUGCCAUUAUGGCGCUGAGCUCGGGACUCAAGGCUAAUCACAUGAUGCAAUGUCUUGACGUCAAUAUACCUCCAGAUGACGAGGAAUUUGCCAGGUGA
Messenger RNA from Suillus discolor, 2674 nucleotides. RefSeq lists its product as uncharacterized. Gene Ontology annotation, molecular function: protein binding. The record is from RefSeq and is a predicted model, not a curated record. The transcript is spliced from 19 exons. Lineage: Eukaryota; Fungi; Basidiomycota; Agaricomycetes; Boletales; Suillaceae. Bases 5 to 2674 code for a protein of 889 amino acids.